Molecule: messenger RNA, 3615 nt
Organism: Pseudopipra pipra
Lineage: Eukaryota; Metazoa; Chordata; Aves; Passeriformes; Pipridae
Gene: UBE3C
Product: ubiquitin protein ligase E3C
Exons: 23
Coding region: 119-3373 (1084 amino acids)
Biological process (GO): ubiquitin-dependent protein catabolic process; protein polyubiquitination
Molecular function (GO): ubiquitin protein ligase activity; protein binding
Source: RefSeq, a predicted model, not a curated record
GGAGCAGCCCCGUGGGGGCGGGCGGGCCGCGGGGCGCCAGCCCGGGGGGUUCGUGCGGCCCCUCCGCUCGGCCCUGCCGGCCGGCCGGGCCCCGCUCCCCAUGGGAUAAGCUGUAAACAUGUUCAGCUUUGAAGGGGAUUUCAAAACAAGGCCCAAGGUGUCCCUCGGAGGAGCGAGUAGGAAGGAAGAAAAGGCUUCUCUCCUGCAUCGGACUCAGGAAGAAAGGAGAAAACGAGAGGAAGAAAGGCGGAGGCUGAAAAAUGCAAUAAUAAUCCAGUCAUUUGUAAGAGGGUACAGAGACAGAAAACAUCAAUACUCCAUCCAAAGAAGUGAAUUUGAUCGCUGUGCUAAUUUGGCCCAAUCUGGAGGAACCUUUUCCACUGCUAAUGGAGCCAAUUUGACUCUCCUAGUCCGGCAGUUACUCUUUUUCUAUAGACAGAAUGAGGAUUCCAAGCGUUUGGUAUGGAUGUGUCAGAAUUUAAUUAAACAGAGUUCUCAGUUUGUUAAGCAGUUGGAUGGUCCAGACAGACUUACUUGCUUAUUCCAAAUAAAAAGACUGUUGGGGCUGUGUUGCAGGCUAUUGCAGAAUUGCAAUGAUGACAGUCUGAAUGUUGCACUUCCUAUGAGAAUGCUUGAGGUAUUUUCAUCUGAGAAUACGUAUUUGCCUGUUUUACAAGAUGUCAGCUAUGUGACAUCAUUAAUUGAACAAAUUUUGCACUACAUGGUUCAUAAAGGCUACUACAAGUCGCUUUAUUUGUUAAUUAACAAUAAGCUUCCCUCGAGUAUUGAGUAUUCUGAUGUUUCUCGUGUCCCUAUUGCAAAAAUACUUCUGGAGAAUGUUCUGAAGCCAUUGCACUUUACAUAUAGCUCCUGUCCAGAAGGUGCAAGGCAGCAGAUUUUUGCAGCCUUCACAGAGGAGUUUCUGGCAGCACCUUUUACAGAUCAGAUAUUCCAUUUCAUCAUUCCAGCGCUUGCUGACGUGCAGACCAUUUUCCCUUAUGAACUCUUUCUGAAUGCACUAUUAUUAACAGAAAGUGGAUGUUCAAGACGAAGUGAUCAAGCCCCAUGGCUUUUCUACUUUGUGUUAACAGUUGGAGAAACAUAUUUGGGAUCCCUUUCAGAGGAAGGACUUCUUGUGUAUUUGAGGGUACUCCAAACUUUUCUCUCUCAGCUGCCUGUGUCUGCUGCUGGUACAAACUGUCAGGAUGCAAACAGUGAUUCUGAAGAUGAGGAUGAAGAGAUCAGUAAAAUGACAACCACGCCGGGUGAUGGGAGAAUAUCAGUUCAGUACAUAACUGAGGAGUGUUUAAAGAAAUUGGAUACGAAGCAGCAGACAAACACUCUGCUGAAUAUGGUUUGGAGAGACUCAGCGAGUGAGGAGGUCUUUACCCUGAUGGCAUCAAUCUGCCACACACUAAUGGUACAACACCGAAUGAUGGUGCCAAAAGUCAGGCUUCUUUAUAGUUUAGCCUUUAAUGCCAGAUUCCUGAGGCAUCUUUGGUAUUUGAUAUCUUCAAUGACUACACGAAUGAUUACAGGGUCUAUGGUGCCACUCCUCCAAGUGAUUUCAAGAGGCUCUCCAAUGUCUUUAGAAGACUCCAGCCGAAUUAUCCCUCUCUUCUACCUGUUCAGUUCUUUGUUUAGUCAUUCACUCAUUUCUAUUCAUGAUAAUGAAUUCUUUGGUGAUCCAAUAGAAGCUGUAGGUCAAAGACAAUCAUCAAUGAUGCCUUUUACACUAGAAGAGCUUGUAAUAUUAUCACGCUGCCUUCGAGAUGCAUGUCUAGGAAUCAUAAAGUUGGCUUACCCAGAAACAAAGCCAGAGGUCCGUGAGGAAUAUAUUGCAGCAUUUAGAAGUGUUGGAGUAACAAAAAAUACAGAAAUGCAGCAAUGUAUCCAGACGGAGCAGAAAAGAUGGAUUCAGUUAUUCAAGGUCAUCACAAACUUAGUGAAGAUGUUGAAAUCUAGAGAUACGAGGAGAAAUUUCUGCCCGCCAAAUCACUGGCUCUCAGAACAAGAAAACAUUAAAGCAGAUAAGGUUACACAGCUGUAUGUGCCAUCAGCCAGACAUGUCUGGAGAGUCAGAAGAAUGGGAAGAAUAGGACCACUGCAAUCUACUUUGGAUGUGGGUUUGGAACCAGCACCUCUUUCUGUAUCUGAAGAACGACAACUUGCAAUUCUGACAGAGCUACCUUUUGUAGUUCCUUUUGAAGAAAGAGUAAAGAUUUUUCAAAGACUAAUCUAUGCUGAUAAACAAGAAGUUCAAGGAGAUGGGCCAUUUUUGGAUGGAAUUAAUGUCACUAUCAGAAGAAAUUAUAUUUAUGAAGAUGCUUAUGAUAAACUUUCUCCUGAGAAUGAACCUGACCUAAAAAAGCGCAUUCGUGUUCAUUUACUUAAUGCCCAUGGUCUUGAUGAAGCUGGGAUUGAUGGUGGUGGGAUUUUCAGAGAAUUUCUGAAUGAACUACUCAAAUCAGGAUUUAACCCUAACCAGGGAUUUUUUAAGACCACCAAUGAAGGACUUCUUUACCCUAAUCCUGCUGCACAGAUGCUCGUUGGAGACUCAUAUGCCCGACAUUACUACUUUCUUGGAAGAAUGCUUGGAAAGGCUCUUUAUGAAAAUAUGCUGGUGGAGCUGCCAUUUGCUAGUUUUUUCCUCUCAAAAUUGCUUGGGACAAGUGCUGAUGUUGAUAUUCAUCAUUUAGCUUCAUUAGAUCCAGAAAUGUACAAAAAUUUGCUUUUUCUCAAGAGCUACGAGGGGGAUGUGGAAGAACUUGGACUAAACUUCACUGUGGUGAAUAAUGACCUUGGAGAAGCACAGGUGGUGGAGCUGAAGCCAGGUGGAAAAGACAUUCCCGUUACCAGCGCCAACCGCAUCGCCUACAUCCACCUGGUGGCAGACUACAGGUUAAACAAACAAAUCCGGCAGCAUUGCCUGGCUUUCCGUCAGGGACUGGCCAACGUCGUGAAUCUUGAGUGGCUUCGAAUGUUUGAUCAGCAGGAAAUACAGGUUCUGACUUCUGGUGCCCAGGUUCCUAUUAGUUUGGAUGAUCUUAAAUCUUUCACAAAUUAUUCAGGUGGCUACACAGCAGACCAUCCUGUAAUUAAAAUAUUCUGGAGAGUUGUUGAAAGCUUCACUGAUGAAGAGAAACGCAAACUACUCAAAUUUGUAACAAGCUGCUCUCGACCCCCCCUUCUGGGAUUUAAGGAGUUAUAUCCUGCAUUUUGCAUUCACAAUGGAGGAUCUGAUUUAGACAGGCUACCUACUGCCAGUACCUGCAUGAACUUGCUGAAGCUUCCUGAGUUUUAUGAUGAGAAUCUGAUGAGAAGCAAACUUCUUUAUGCCAUUGAAUGUGCUGCUGGAUUUGAAUUAAGCUGAGUCGAACUGAUGCUUAUUUGGAUGAUCUGCAGAGGAACUAACCAGUGCCUACUCUAUAAGCAGCACCCAUACCCAAGCAGUUUUAAGGGAAUUCUAUCUAGAUUUCUGCAGCUCUUGUGUCUUAUCAAAUGCCCUCAAAUAGGUUUCAUUUCUAAACACGAUUUCUUAGCUUUCAUUACUGAAUAUUAUGUUGACACCGCUUUAUGAUUCAAAACAAUGAAUGCCGUGUGCAGUGUGGCUGA